UCGAGAGGAUUUUCAAGUGAACUGUUUUACGCUGUUCGUAUUAAUUCCAUUGAAAUCUGAAGAAAGAAGAAUCAUGAAGACAGAAGAGGAGGAGAUUUUCUUUGAAGAUGUUCACUGAAGAUGCGACAAAGCGUGCAAACUGAUCGUUCACGUUGUGCUUUAUUCGUCGAGUAAUUUCGAGUAAUCGAGAGGAUUGUACAAAAUGUUCAUUAACGAGACGAUGCUGAUUCUCGCGUUCACCGCGAACAUGAUGGCGACGUUACCUGAGAGAACGGGCUCUCAGGCUUUGAACAAUAGCGUAGAGAAGAGCAACGUGUCGACGACCACGUUGUCGCCGGAGGAAGAGGAGAAUCAGUUUGAUUUCGAGGAUCAAUGGUACAUGUGGCGAUGCUUCGAUCCUUAUGGUUGUUUCUACAUCGGUUCACCGUGGUCCGGAGAGAACAGACCAGUGUCCACGUUUCCAGAUCGUCCAGACAGCAUAAAUCCUCGCUACAUUUUCUUCAAUCGCGACGUCCUGACGCGGAAACCGUCAGAGUUGAAAAUCGACAAGUUUGAAACUAUUCACGAAGCACCGUUCAGGAAGAAGAGUCAACUUUAUCUCAUUAUCCACGGAUUCCUCGACAAUGGUGAUAACUCGUGGGUCUUGAGAACAAAGCAGGAAUUGUUGAUAAGAGAAGAUUGUAACGUGGUGAUCGUGAAUUGGAUCGGUGGAGCAGGUCCACCGUACACUCAGGCUGUGGCAAAUACAAGAUUAGUUGGCGCGAUGACAGCUCGUUUAACUUAUCAGUUAAUUAAGGUUGGAGGAAUAGAUCCAGCGAAGAUUCACUGCAUAGGACACAGCCUUGGUGCACACACAUGUGGCUACGUUGGUUACACACUCAGACAGAAGUAUCAGUACAAUCUUGGAAGAAUCACCGGUGACCCAAGGAAGAGUCAUUUUNNNAACACGUCUACCAUGGUUCGUCUCGAUCCAACGGAUGCCACGUUCGUCACGGCGAUUCACACCGAUUGCAAUCCUUUUAUCAGCGGCGGCCUCGGUAUCACUCAACCCGUUGCGCAUAUCGAUUUCUAUCCAAACGGCGGCCGCAAUCAGCCUGGCUGCAACGAGGGUGUUCUAAAUUUCAUUACCUUGGAACGAGGCAGCUUCUUUCACGGAAUAAAAAGGUUCCUCGGCUGCAAUCAUAUACGCAGUUACGAAUACUUUCUGGAAAGUAUCAACACGAAGUGUCCAUUUUUGGCGGUUCCUUGCUCCUCUUGGGACAAGUUUCAAGAGGGUAGCUGCUUCGAUUGCGUGAACCAAUACUGUCCAAGGUUCGGACUGGAUGCUCAACCUGGAAAUUACCACGCUGCCGUUUAUCUGAUAACGGGGUCGGGCAAGCCAUUUUGCAAAGGCCACUACAAGGUGACCAUCAACAUCUCGAAAACGAACGAGAGCCUGGACCACGGUGGCGAGGUUGGCACGUUCGUGAUCAAAGUGUUGGGCAAAGACGAGAAAGAGACAGAGAAGAUGCCUCUCAGUCUUCAUUCCAAGUACUACGAACCAGGUAGUACGCAUACGGUGAUAUUAGCAGGCGACGUGGUGGGCAAACCGGAAGCAGUCGAAAUCUCGUGGGAAUAUCGAGCCUCCGUUUUCAAUCCGCUCACGUGGAGGCUCUUGCACACGCCGCGCGUUUACAUCGACUCGUUGAGAGUGGACAGUUUGGAGGCCUCUCAUGGCAUAACCGUGUGCCCGGACGCAACCAAGACUUUAAGCGCCAACGAGCCGAAGAUUUUAACGACGUUCAACUGUCAGAGCUCUAACAAGAAAUCCCUCGUGAAAACCAUCAUGAAAAAAGGUCUUUCAGCGUGAAAUUUGCACCGACGAAAUUACCAGAAAAUUACCAUUUCACACAACUCAUUAACAAGAACCAAAAAAAAAAAAAGGAAAAAGAAUCAAAAUCUCGAAUUUAUUUAAGCGCCGAUUAGUUUCGUAAGAAUUAUCGUAGAGUUAAAUAAUUGUUAAUUUAAAUAUCUAGUUUUAUAUCGUUACGAAGAUAGUUUAACACAUUGAGCGCCGGCGACCUAAGAGACAUUUAAAGCCUGAGCGCCGGCAACGUAUCGGCCACUUAAAGCCCAAACGCCGGCCUCAUUCGCUUGUUUCUGAUC
Molecule: messenger RNA, 2145 nt
Organism: Habropoda laboriosa
Lineage: Eukaryota; Metazoa; Arthropoda; Insecta; Hymenoptera; Apidae
Product: pancreatic lipase-related protein 2-like
Exons: 8
Coding region: 203-1849 (548 amino acids)
Biological process (GO): lipid metabolic process
Molecular function (GO): triacylglycerol lipase activity
Source: RefSeq, a predicted model, not a curated record